Molecule: messenger RNA, 1450 nt
Organism: Myotis lucifugus (little brown bat)
Lineage: Eukaryota; Metazoa; Chordata; Mammalia; Chiroptera; Vespertilionidae
Product: succinate--CoA ligase [ADP-forming] subunit beta, mitochondrial-like
Biological process (GO): succinyl-CoA metabolic process; tricarboxylic acid cycle
Cellular component (GO): mitochondrion; succinate-CoA ligase complex
Molecular function (GO): succinate-CoA ligase (ADP-forming) activity; metal ion binding; ATP binding
Source: RefSeq, a predicted model, not a curated record
AUGGCAGCCUCCAUAUUCUCCAGCCAGCUGAUGGCUGCCACCACCCUUAGGAGCCACCCGCCCUGGAUGGCGCUGCGGGCCGCCGCUCAGGUCCUGGGAAGUUCUAGAUUGUUUAACAACCAUGGACUCCAAGUACAGCAACAACAACAAAGGAAUUUCUCACUACAUGAAUAUAUGAGUAUGGAAUUGUUGCAAGAAGCUGGAGUCGCUAUUCCCAAAGGACAUGUGGCUAAGUCACCAGAUGAAGCUUAUGCAAUUGCCAAAAAAUUAGUUUCAAAAGAUGUUGUGAUAAAGGCACAGGUUUUAGCUGGUGGUAGAGGAAAAGGAACAUUUGAAAGUGGUCUCAAAGGAGGAGUGAAGAUAGUUUUCUCUCCAGAAGAAGCAAAAGCUGUUUCCUCACAAAUGAUUGGGGAAAAGUUAUUUACCAAGCAAACAGAAGAAAAGGGCAGAAUUUGCAAUCAAGUGUUGGUUUGUGAGCAAAGAUAUCCCAGGAGAGAAUACUACUUUGCAAUAACAAUGGAAAGGUCAUUUCAAGGUCCUGUAUUAAUAGGAAGUUCUCAAGGUGGUGUCAACAUUGAAGAUGUUCCUGCAGAGACUCCUGAAGCCAUAGUUAAAGAACCUAUUGAUAUUGUAGAAAGCAUCAAAAAGGAACCAGCUUACCGGCUUGCACAGAAGAUGGGAUUUGCACCUAAUGUUGUGGAUUCUGCAGCAGAAAACAUGGUCCAGCUUUACAACCUUUUUCUGAAAUAUGAUGCAACCAUGGUAGAAAUAAAUCCUAUGGUAGAGGAUUCAGGAGCUGUGCUGUGUAUGGAUGCGAAGAUCAAUUUUGAUUCUAAUUAAGCUUAUCGCCAGAAGAAAAUAUUUGAUCUCCAGGACUGGACUCAGGAAGAUGAAAGGGACAAAGAUGCAGCUAAGGCAGAUAUCAACUACAUCGGCCUAGAUGGGAAUAUAGGCUGUCUAGUAAAUGGUGCUGGUUUGGCUAUGGCCACAAUGGAUAUAAUAAAACUUCAUGGAGGGACUCCAGCCAACUUUCUUGAUGUUGGUGGUGGUGCCACAGUCCAUCAAGUAACAAAACCAUUUAAGCUUAUCACUUCAGACAAAAAGGUACCAGCUAUUCUGGUCAACAUUUUUGGAGAAAUCAUGAGGUAUGAUGUUAUUGCACAGGGUAUAGUCAUGGCAGUAAAAGAUUUGGAAAUUAAAAUACCUAUUGUGGUACGGUUACAAGGUACACUAGUGGAUGAUGCUAGGGCACUGAUAACUGACAGUGGACUUAAAAUUCUUGCUUGUGAUGACUUGGAUGAAGCUGCUAAAAUGGUUGUAAAGCUCUCUGAAAUAGUGAACUUAGCCAAACAAGCCCAGGUGGAUGUGAAAUUUCAGUUGCCAAUCUGAUCUGAGAAUCCAGUGGAUGGCUGAAGGUUUUAAAUGUUCUAUAAUCAUUAAAAAUACUGUG